AAAACACAAAUCCACUUUCCAGUUUCUCUCUUCACUCUCUUUGAUUCAAUUCGUGAUCGGACCUUUAUCGCAAUCGAGAGAAAGAAAUAAACAGCGACACGAUUAUAAAAAAAAAGAAGCCAAUGGAUUUCGAUUCCAACGGAGGAAACAAACGAGUCUUCAACCGACUCGGCGGGUCAACCCGCCCGCCACCACAAACCAACAACACACGGCAACAAGUCUGCUUCCACUGGCGAGCGGGACGGUGCUACCGAAACCCUUGCCAGUUCCUCCACCGAGAGCUCCCGGGUCCGGGUCCUAACAAAAGGGUCGCUGAUGAAUCCGGGUUCGCGGGUCCGAGUCACCGGAGAGGACCCGGGUUCAACGGGAAUAAUAACAAUAACAGUAAUACGUGGGGGAGGUUUGGUGGGAACAGGACGGUUUUGACGAAGACUGAGAAAGUAUGCAAGUUUUGGGUGGAUGGGAGUUGUAGUCAUGGGGAUAAGUGUAGGUUCUUGCAUUGUUGGAGUAAAGGAGAUGGGUUUGCGUUGCUGACUCAGCUUGAUGGGCAUGAGAAGCUUGUCAGUGGGAUUGCUUUGCCUUCUGGAUCUGAUAAGCUUUACACUGGGAGUAAAGAUGGGACUAUUCGUGUUUGGGAUUGUGCUUCUGGACAGUGUACAAGCGUGCUCACUCUUGGUGCGGAAGUUGGGUGUGUGAUUAGUGAAGGCCCGUGGCUAUUAGUUGGCAUGCCAAAUCUAGUGAAGGCUUGGAAUAUGGAAACGAAUGUAGACCAGAGUCUCAGUGGACCUGUUGGCCAAGUGUAUUCUCUUGUUGUGGGUACUGAUCUACUCUUUGCAGGCACACAGGAUGGUUCUAUAUUGGCAUGGAGAUAUAAUGCUGCCACUAACUGCUUUGAACCGGCGGCGUCACUGAUGGGCCACACACUUGCAGUUGUUACCUUAUAUGUUGGAGCUAACCGGCUCUAUUCAGGGUCCAUGGACAAAUCCAUAAAAGUUUGGAACCUUGAGAAUCUUCAGUGUAUACAAACCCUCACGGAUCAUACAUCAGUUGUGAUGUCUCUCAUCUGCUGGGAUCAGUUCCUUUUGUCUUGCUCAUUAGACAACACAGUCAAGAUAUGGGCUGCAGUUGAAGGCGGCAACUUGGAAGUUACAUACACUCACAAAGAAGAACAUGGAGUGUUAGCUUUAUGUGGUGUACAUGAUGCAGAAGCCAAGCCUAUUUUGUUGUGUUCUUGCAACGACAAUACCUUGCGUCUCUACGACCUACCUUCAUUUACGGAGAGAGGCAAAAUCUUUGCAAAGCAAGAGAUAAGGUCAAUCCAGAUAGGUCCAGGUGGCAUAUUUUUCACGGGUGAUGGAACCGGUCAAGUUAAAGUAUGGAAGUGGUCCACUGCACCAGCCGCAGCUAUGUCUUGA
Eruca vesicaria subsp. sativa (arugula) is the source of this 1415-nucleotide messenger RNA. Lineage: Eukaryota; Viridiplantae; Streptophyta; Magnoliopsida; Brassicales; Brassicaceae. The record is from the annotation of a GenBank genome assembly.